Molecule: messenger RNA, 309 nt
Organism: Parastagonospora nodorum SN15
Lineage: Eukaryota; Fungi; Ascomycota; Dothideomycetes; Pleosporales; Phaeosphaeriaceae
Exons: 2
Coding region: 1-309 (102 amino acids)
Source: RefSeq, a predicted model, not a curated record
AUGGAGCCCAAGGAUGUUUCGGAUGAGAUAUCCGAGGUACUACACGCGGCCGACGACAAGGCAGUCGAUUCGCCGGGGAUCAAGAUCCUGAGAGUGGCGCCAAGCUUGAACAUCGUAGGAAACAUGUCCAAAGACAAGGAUUCUAAAGACAUGACAUUUGAAGACGAGAAGCACAACAGCAAGGCUCCCAGAAAUAUCCGACGAAAGGAGCUACAGGCGAUGAGGAAUCCGCUGCCAACGCCUCCUCAUGUGCCCGUCGCUUCAAAAGAUUUGGCCAGGUACGGCGGCACGCCAGUCAUGAGAGCGUAG